AUGUUGUUCAGCUCUAUCUUCUCGCUUGCUUGCCUCACGGCUGUAAUUGCCACUCCCUUGCACCCUCGUCAAACCACGAACACGAAUGUGAGAAUCAACCAAAUCGUGGAUGCACUCGACAUAGCCAUCCACGUCAAUAUUCCUGACGUUCAGAAUUUGGAAGCUAGCCACAGAGCCAAUGCCAAUACUAUUGGACCUCAGUUCGAUCAACUGGUCACUGCGUACAACACGGCCACGAGGAACCUGAAUGCUACUGCAAUCAGCUCGGGGAGCAACACGACAAUGCCUCGAAACGAUGAUAUUGGUGUUACCUACGCUACAGCUCUUUCUCUGACGACUUCAGGCUUGUCCGGGCUUUCUCCCACCGUUGUUGUCGGCCUCCCAGCAAUGUUCGCUAAACUCGACCCAGCUAUAGCCGCCUCCGUCGUCGCUCUCAAUCGUACCCUUCCCGGGUCUGGAAGCUUGAUUCAUACCAUGAUGCUCGAUGCUAGGCAGUUCCUCCAACGCGAGAAUAUGACUCAGACCCUUACCGUCCUUGGAUUUCCAACUGCCUAG
Marasmius oreades (fairy-ring Marasmius) is the source of this 555-nucleotide messenger RNA. RefSeq lists its product as uncharacterized. NCBI's taxonomy places the organism in Eukaryota, Fungi, Basidiomycota, Agaricomycetes, Agaricales, Marasmiaceae. The coding region runs from base 1 to 555 and encodes 184 amino acids. The transcript is spliced from 5 exons. The record is from RefSeq and is a predicted model, not a curated record.